This is a messenger RNA of Schistocerca gregaria, 1388 nucleotides long. RefSeq names its product immunoglobulin-binding protein 1-like. Lineage: Eukaryota; Metazoa; Arthropoda; Insecta; Orthoptera; Acrididae. The record is from RefSeq and is a predicted model, not a curated record. Gene Ontology annotation, biological process: regulation of dephosphorylation; regulation of signal transduction. Gene Ontology annotation, molecular function: protein phosphatase 2A binding. Bases 120 to 1181 code for a protein of 353 amino acids. The transcript has 3 exons. Gene Ontology annotation, cellular component: cytosol.
UAUCGCAGACGUUCUGCAUGGAACAUCGCUGGAUUGUUGUUAUUUUGAGUGUAUAAGUCACUCGUUUGUUUUGGGAGUGUUCGAGGUUUUUCUACGAGGUAUUUUGUGUCCAAUCUUCAAUGGCUAAUACCGACGAUCAUGAGAUGCGACAAGUAUCCGAAAUGUUCGAUGAAGGUCUUCAAAUUUACAAGAAGUUGGACAAAAUAGACGAACCAACGAAUAGUAGCUCAGUUCAGAGCCUCAUCAAGAAAGCAAUGCAUAUUCUGGAGGAUGCUACAAGACUGAUAUCAUUAGCGGGUGUUUUUAGUUCAAAUGAAGCUUUGGAAGAAAUUGCUACAAAUGAUAUUAAGUACCUACUCUUACCGGCACUUUUAGGUGGUCUGGCUUUGAAAUUGUGCGUGGACGACCGCCUAGAAGUCAUUAAUACAGCAGAAGUAUAUUUUCGUGACUUUCUUACACGAUGCAAGGACUAUGGUGUUAUUGAUAUAGAAGUACCGCAACCUUCACAACAAGAUGAUGACAAAGUGGUCUCGCCAGUUGGGCCUCAAUCAAGUAAUCUCAUUGACAUGGCAAUCAAGAGAAAUAUGAAACUCCAGAGGUAUAAAGCGCAGAAAGAAUUAGAAAAGAAACUGGAACUUCUGGGGAAGGAAAUGGAACAAAGUAAUGUAGACGAAGAAGUGAAGCGUAACUUUUACAUAACAUUGAUAAAGUGUUUUGCUAAUCAAGCUGUAGAUGAGCUGAAUAAUAUUGAAAUGGAGAAACCAUUAAUUGCACACAUGGCUCAAGUCAGAAAAGGUGCUGCGUUAGGAAUUGAAGAGGAGAAGUCCAGAAAAGUGCGUCCUCCUCAGAAGCCACUUAAGCCCAUAAUUAUCACAAAAGACGAAGUGCAGAAGAAGGUAUUUGGAGCUGGGUAUCCCAGUCUUCCCGUUAUGACGGUUGAAGAAUUUUAUGAAAAGAGAGUCAAGGAUGGAGAUUUCCCUGAUCCUACCCAAGCAAAGGCUUUAAGCCUUCAAGACAUGGCUGCUAGAGAGAAUGCAAAUGAACUGGCAGAACAAGAAGAAAUUAAGAAAGAACUGGCAAUAGAGAAGGAUGAAGAAGAAGCAUUGAGAAGAGCAAGAGAAUGGGAUGAUUUCAAAGAUAAGCACCGUAGGGGGUGGGGUAACAGAAUGAAUCGCAGUUAAGAUAAAGCAUUGUUCUGAGCCAGAUGCUAAACUUCAGGAUUUGCUGAACAGAUGAUUCAGGACAGCAAAUUGAUUUGUGUACAUUGUGGGAUAUGUCUAGAUGUUUCUGUAAUAAAAAUGUCUAGGUGGACAAUGAAAAAAUGUGUGUGUGUGUUUCCUAAGCAUGGAAGGUUAUAUAAUAAUUGAAAAUAAAGUAAUUUAAAAACA